UCUCACAAAGUUUAUGUAAAGAAAAAAAAAAUGAAACCAUCAAUCUUAAUUUUAACCGUUUUCGUACUUCUCCUCUUGUUACAAACGGUGAUUCCUCACAAUUACUCGGAUGCUCUGCAUAAGUCGAUCCUAUUUUUCGAAGGUCAACGCUCUGGUCGACUUCCCAAACAACAAAGGAUGUUGUGGCGUGGUGACUCUGCACUCAAGGACGGCGGAAACCUCAACACCGACCUCGUUGGUGGUUACUACGACGCCGGAGACAACGUUAAGUUUCAUUUUCCGAUGGCGUUUACGGCCACGAUGCUUGCUUGGAGUUCUAUCAACUUUGGUUCUUACAUGCCUGCGAAUGAAUUUAGACACAACCUUGGAGCUCUCAAGUGGGCCACCAAUUAUCUCCUUAAGACUGUCUCACAACUCCCUCAUCGCAUUUUCGUCCAAGUAGGUGAAGCACAGCCCGACCAUGAUUGUUGGGAACGACCGGAAGAUAUGGACACGCCACGAACCGCUUUUGCUAUAGAUGCACCAGGGCCAGCCUCCGAUCUAGCGGGUGAAAUCGCUGCAGCGCUGGCGGCUGCUUCUAUCGCAUUCAAACAAUCACAGCCUGAAUAUUCCAAAUUAUUGCUAGACAAAGCCAUACAAACGUUUCAGUACGCAGAUAUGCAUCGAGGUUCUUAUUACGAUAAUCCGAACGUGUACAACGCCACUUGCCCUUUCUACUGCAGUAAUAAUGGAUAUAAGGAUGAGUUGCUCUGGGGAGCUGCGUGGUUGAGGAGGGCGACUGGUAGUGAUAAUUACCUAGAGUACUUGGUGAACAAUCGUGAAACUUUCGGUGUAGAUUACAAUUACUUGGACUUUGGCUGGGACAGCAAAUUUGGGGGUGUUGAUGUUCUCAUUGCCAAGGAAGUAUUUGAGAAGAAUGUGAGUGCGUUAUCACCAUAUAAAGAUAUUGCGGAGAAAACGAUUUGUGCAGUAUUUCCGGAAACCGCUGGUCCACACUUGAGUUACACACCCGGCGGUCUUCUUUACAAACCCGUUGCCUGCCAGCUCCAGAGCACGGCCGCAUGGUCUUUCCUCAUCCUUGCCUACGCGGACUACCUCUCUAAAUCCUCUCAACAACUCAGUUGCGGUAACCUCAAGUUUCAACCCGAUUCUCUUCGACGCAUAGUUAAACGACAGGUGGACUACAUUUUGGGAGAUAAUCCAAUGCACUUGUCAUACAUGGUUGGGUACGGUGAUCAGUACCCGCGACAGGUCCACCACCGUGGUUCGUCUAUACCGUCUGUUAAGGUUCAAAGCAAUGCGUUUGGGUGUCAACAAGGAUGGGAAAUUUUCCAUUCGGACAAUCCAAACCCAAACAUUCUAGUAGGAGCGGUGGUUGGCGGGCCUAACGUAGAUGAUACAUUCAUUGGAAAACGGACAAAUGCUACCGAUACGGAGCCCACAACGUACAUCAAUGCACCUCUAGUUGGUGUCUUUGCCUACUUUAGUAGCAAUCCCAACUUCACUUGACUUCAACUUUCACUACCAAAAAUAUCAUAUUA
Messenger RNA from Raphanus sativus (radish), 1541 nucleotides. RefSeq names its product endoglucanase 23-like. Gene Ontology annotation, biological process: carbohydrate metabolic process. The record is from RefSeq and is a predicted model, not a curated record. The transcript is spliced from 5 exons. Bases 31 to 1509 code for a protein of 492 amino acids. Lineage: Eukaryota; Viridiplantae; Streptophyta; Magnoliopsida; Brassicales; Brassicaceae. Gene Ontology annotation, molecular function: hydrolase activity, hydrolyzing O-glycosyl compounds.